AGGUACAGUUAAGUUGCGGUGCAUUAGUCAUCAGUGCAGUGCGAGAGCAGGCAUCACAAUGCACAAGAAGCUCGGAAGAAGUACAACGUUCUGAUCAAAAUGACUUAAAAGUGGACCUUUGAAGGAAUUGAACUUAUUAAUUUGAUGACUGAGUUCCUCAUACGCUGCCUCAACUUCAUAGUUCAACUUCAAGGACAGCAAGACUCUUGUCUUCACGAUAGCCGGACUAAGUGGGGCCAAACAUUCAAUAAAUUUGAUUUUGAAUUCAGCCAGCGCCAGUACUCCUGCAACACAGACGUAGAAUCAGAAGAAUUAAGACGACCCUGAUCUCGGAUAGAAUCAAACAAAAUGGGUUGCUGCUAUGGAAAAGAUGAUGAUAGCAAAUUGCAAGAAAACCACCCUGGUGAAACAACUCGCUUAUUAGACCCAGCAAGGAAUACACCCAGUAGGCCUGUGAACAGUGAUCAGUUUGAUGGUCGGAGCCCUAAUGGGGUAAGAGCAGGCGAUCAACAAUCAGAACUCAAUAAGGUGCUACAAAGAGCUGUCACAAAUGUCAUAGAUGUCUCUGCAAUAGAUUCUCAAGCUUUAGAGCAACAUGAAUACAUGGAUAGAGCAAGGACAUACAGUUCAAGAGUUGCUGUGGUUGUGACAGGUCCAAAGAAACCGCUAUCAAGCUUUUUGAGACUACCCAUGGGUGUGUCCAUGCCUUACUCUGUGCUUUCUGAGGAACCGGUCUCGGUUGAUGACAUCAAUCUGAUUACCAAAACGGCAGCCAAUGCGUGGAAGGCAUCGCAGGACAUACAGGUGAAGCACAAAGAGAACUUGGUCGUCCAGUUUGGUUUGCCGCAGAACUGAGACAACUCUUCUCAUCAUUCAAAAGACUCUCAAACAAAUCAUUGAUAUUAAAGAACAUUGAGCUACGUGUGAUGAGUGCUGGUGAUGUUCAAACUGCAAAAUGAGAUGGAUAGAAGGAUGAAAUACCAGCACACCAGAGAUCCUUAUCUUCUACGGCUUGCCUCUUCAUAGUCUACUGAUUGGUUACCUGUACAUGAUGAUGAUGAACAGCAUUUGUAUAACGCCAUUUAUCGGUAAAAGAAACAUCAUUAUUAUUCGCCAUAAGGUUUCAGUCACACCUAUGAAACUGGCUCCUGGGUACGGUAAUAUAAAGAUUUGCAAAGAUGAAUAAAACCAUUCCAUUUGGUAUCAGAUUGGUAUUUCAUAAAGCUGUUUGUAAGUUACGAGUGACUGAGAUAGGGUCACCCGUCGUUCGUAAAUUUGCUCGUGAGUAACAAACAACUUUAUGAGACACCCACCUGGGGCCCGUAACACAGAGCUUAAAGGGGAAGUUCACCCUGAAGAAAACUUUGUUAUGAAAAUAGCAGAAAAAAAUAAUAAAAAAUAUUGGUGAAGGUUUGAGGAAAAUCCUUAAAAGAUUAAGAAAGUUAUUAGAGUUCAAAGUUUUGUAUUUGUGAUGUCAUAAACGCGGAGCAGCUGCCCCAUAUGUUAUGUAAUAUAAAAUGCAUGAAUUUCAAAUAUUGUAUGGUUCCUGAUGACUUAAUUUUGUUUUCUAUUCAUGAUCGAGUGUGAAAUGAUUUGUCUAUUGAUAUACAAAAGGUACAGUGAAAACCAUUUUCAAUUUUCUGAGAAAAUGACAUUUCAUUGAUUUUUUACCAUUCGCUAUGUAGGAAUGCGGCUCGCAUAUGACGUCACAAAUCAAGUAAUUGAAAUUCUAAUAACUUUUUAAUUCUUUGAUGAAUUUUUCAGCAGUAUUUUUCAUUAUUUUUUCUACUAUUUUUACAAUAAACUUUUUGUCAGGGUGAACUUCCCCUUUAAUAGCAAUGGUCAUAGAACAUUUUCUUUGAUUGAUUUCAUUGAAUACAAUGUACGAUCAAUGGUGAAAAUCAAACAUACAUAUGAUCAUUUGCUAACAUUUUUGUUACUGGACCCUGGGCAGUAGUUUGAGUAAAGUGCUCAUGCAAUGAUGGUCUCGAUUGGUCAUUUGCAUUUACUGAUUGAUCGCAAAUCUCUAUGUUAAAGAGCCCAGACCGACCGAUGAUAGGUCAUUAACGUAAUAGCUUUUCUAGGCCUGGGCCACACAACAUGAAGGUUAGCGAUAAAUUGCAAAUCUGGAUUCUGGAAGAACAAUUCUUGAUUGGUCAUUGGCAUUUAGUGAUUGAUUGCAAGUCUUUGUGUUACAGAGCCCAGACCAACCCAUGAUCGGUCCCUGGUCGCAAUGUAUUAGCAUUUGUCGGUCUGGAGUCGGUCUCACUCGUGUGACUGUAGCACAAGUUUCCAUUAUCUGUGUGUAACCAAACAGAUGGACUAUCAUGUAUUGACUUUCAUAUAAUGUAGGCAGAUAUCUGAUAAACAUAGUGUAAUAUAAUAAAGCCUACUUUAAACUUGUAAGUUUACGUUAUAUAAGUAAAAGGUAGUUAGAGUAGUCAUUUCAGGUGAAAUUGAUUUUUGAAAUGAAUUUAUUGUGAUGUCCUAAGCCAUUAAAUGGCUGAAAAAAGGAGCUUUUGAAGCUGAGGCACGCUGUCUGCCAUUUUGAUCUUGGUGUUAACAUUGGGCUGUAUCAAUAAAACUAGCAUUUUCUUUCAGAGUUUAAGCCACCUAGUAUUAUAGCUGUGAUAUACAAGUAAAUGCUCAAACCACCAGUUGCAUUCGACUUUCUCUUAGCCUUAGGUUUCCCAAAAUGCAAAAUGACUGAUUUCCAGGAUGGGGCCAAGUUUGCCAUCAAAAUUAAUUUGGUUUUUUGAGUAUCUUCUAUUUAGAAAAAAAAAACUACCAAGAUCAUUUUUCCUAUAUUUACUGGUUUGUUGCUUGUCUCUUUUAUUGAAAUGCACUCUUUACGUAAUUUGGAGUUACUCAAGCAACUCAAAGUGUGAUAUUACAACUGAUGAAGGCCAACAAGGUCACAGGUAAAAACAAAGAAACUUCAAUUUUAAAAUAGCAUUGUCUUGGUAAUGGAAUUAUAGAAUCAAGCUUAAUAGUUAAAGACCCUUUUGGAGGCGAAAUUUUGAAUUGAAAAUCAUACACCAAUGGAAAGCUGAUGGGCAUCAAAAUACAACUAUGCCAGUUUCGUGCAUUUCACAGAUUACCAACUUGGGUUUUUGUUCUAGAAGCAUUCAAACUCAUGAACAUUAUAUAUGGCACAGGCGUAAAUUUAAGCAGCAAAUAUAUUGUUCGAAGGGGGGGGAUGAACUAAACUGAAAUAAAACUUUGCCAAAAACAAAUUCUAGAGCUAUGGUAUCAAUCAAUUUGAUUUAAGCAAGAAAUACUUUUUAUUUUUACAUUUCUAAUUCACAAUUGGAAAAAAAGAAUAUAUAUAUAAUCAUUCUGUAUAUUCUAUACAUAUAUACACUACUUACGAACAGUGUAAUCUAAAUUUCGUUCUCAUAAGAUUAUGUCUUAGGCCUGAGGUAGUUUAUAGCACAAUGAAGCACAUUUUUAUGAAUUACUAUGUUUGCUUAUAAAGCAAGAUACAAGCUGGUAAGCAGUGAAAAUGCAUGAAACUUGCAUUGCUGUAAUCUGCUUUGUCAUAGCUUUCCAAUAAUGUAUAGUUAUCAUGGCUUGCGAUAUCGUCUAUUUAGGAUAUGAAAAUGGAAACCAUGUCUGAUGGCGGCCAUCUUGGAUUUUUGGCCGCCACACUUAUUUGUUGGACCCAAGAAAAAAAGAAUUGAUUUUCAUUUUUAUUUUUAACCAACAUGACAAUCUGACCCAAAUGAAGAGAGGAGGUUGCAAAAAAAUGAUAGAAAUGAAACAAAAGUUGUUCAAGAAAUAUUUUUUUUUGCAUUUAUGCAUUUCCAUAUCCAGCAAGUCUUAGUGUACAUGGACAAAUCUUUCCAAUUGAUUUCCAGGAAAAUUGUUAGGAGGAAUGCUCUAAAAAACAAAAAACAGGGCUCUGAUCCUUUUGCUCGCAGUAACUUUUUUUUUCUCUAAAGAUAGAGAAAAAUGGUAGCAAAAGUGUUUUUGUUUGCUAGUUUUAUUGAUAUGGUCCAUUGGUGCAAUUAUAGAGCAUAUUCUAUCCAACAUGAAAUGAAAGUACUGUAUGUAUUUUUUUUUAAUUGAUCUCUAAUAAAUAUGAAUUGUUUAAAGUAAUGAACAAAAUGUGUUAUUUACUUGUGACAGUUGGAAAACAUGUUGUUUUGACAGAAGUUAUUUCAUAACAUUAAUUUUGAUUUUUUUACCUGUGGACUCAAAGGAAGAAAUAAAUCAUUGAAAUUGAUUACAGAUAUUGAAAAUAUUUAAAGGUGAAAGAUCACAUUUUUUAAGCUUGAGAGGAGUGGUAUGAGUGUACUCUACAUACACUUCUCCUAGUUUUCCUCACGAUUAUUAGUGCUUCUUUGUAUCCAUUAUGCUUUAUCAAAUGAAAAUUUGAACAGAGUUGACUUGGCAACCAUUUUAUGGAUCUGCCCUCUGUCCGAAGAUGCAAGAGGCGUUAUGUUUUCGGAUCAUUUGUUUGUUUCAUUUUUAGUCCUUGCAACAACUAAAGAAUCAUUUAAUGUGUUCAUUUCAAAUGUGUCUCAUGUAUGCAUGAUUUAUAAGAAUUUCAUUAGAUUUCCGAGUUGUGGGCUUACAGGUCGCCGAGGUCAUUAUGUACAUGAAAAUGGUACAUUCCAGGGAGAAAAAUUAAUAUAUUUUUUGUUCCUUGGCCACUAUUUUAGCUCACCAGCCCAAUUGUGCUUUAUUGGGUGAUUUCAAGUUCAGUGUUGACCUUUUGGUGUUGGUGUUAGGUCAAUUUUUACACGAUUAUGAUACCAAACAUAAAAUGAAGAUGGUCCCGAAAAGUCACUCACUAGUUGUUGAGAUGUCAAUAAUGUUAUCUGGAUCAGUAUUACAAACUCUGAAUAAGUUUUGGAGAUAGCAGAAGCAAUCAAAAUUUCAACACCAACACCAAGGCAACACCAGACUUGAAAUCACCCAUUGUAUUACGGUUUACAUUGGACCCUACAGAAUUUCAUGGGCUUUUAGAAAGUUUUCAUGGCUCUUUGGGGUUUUAUUGGGUUGAAUUGCCCUGAUCCCUGUCAUAAUUCUUUUUUCUCUGGUUCAUUCUUGUGCCUGCCGAUUAGGUUACACCAUGGAGCCAGUCUGUAACAACUCCAUGGUUACACCGCCUCAUGCAUUCUUUUUUUGUUUACUGUACCUGGUGGCCAUUUCAUAUAAGCUGUUAUAAGUUAAGAGUGACUUUAAGAAAGACUAGCGAUCCUUUCUUGUGGUAAAUGAUAUUCAUCAUUAAAUGUUCAUUGGUGAUUAUUUAAUAUAUAUAUAAGAAAGGUUCACCAGUCGCUCUUAACUUACAAACAGCUUUAUGAAACGCCCACCUGAAUAGGCUGGUCACUUCCAUAAGUGUCAAGAAGUUUUGAAAGUAGUAUCAGGGUUUCAGUUUUAAAAGGGUUUUCAUCAUGUUUAUAUGUGAAUACAUACAUAUGACAGAGAUAAUCUGAUAAGAUUUUGAAAUAUAUUAAAAAUUUGAUGAGCAGUAUACUUAAGAUCUGGCAGCGAAUGAGGCAAAAACUUUGACAACAUGUAGUUGUGAAGCAAUGUAGUUUAUGCAUUAUGAAACUAAAUACAUAUAUAUAUUCCAGUAUACAUAUUGACUUCGAUUAUACAUAUUUAAUCUCGAGGAGAUUAAGAAAAUGAUGUAAAUAAAAAUUUGCAUUAAAAUAUAAA
Lytechinus pictus (painted urchin) is the source of this 5673-nucleotide messenger RNA. Its product is annotated as ragulator complex protein LAMTOR1-like. The record is from RefSeq and is a predicted model, not a curated record. Gene Ontology annotation, biological process: cellular response to amino acid stimulus; lysosome organization; regulation of receptor recycling. The transcript is spliced from 6 exons. Bases 349 to 855 code for a protein of 168 amino acids. Gene Ontology annotation, molecular function: guanyl-nucleotide exchange factor activity; molecular adaptor activity. NCBI's taxonomy places the organism in Eukaryota, Metazoa, Echinodermata, Echinoidea, Temnopleuroida, Toxopneustidae. Gene Ontology annotation, cellular component: Ragulator complex; membrane raft; lysosome.